CCCGGCUCCGCUAACCGGACCAUUUAAAAUAAUUCGAAACCGAAAACAGUCUAGUCCACCCCUCUGCUGCGUCACCUUAUUAGUCAAUUCAUUGGCUCAUUCCACCGCCCACUGCUUACACUAGAAAGAGCGUGGUGUAGUUUAAAUCAUGAGCAGACACUCGGGCAGCUCAGAACAGCUGCCUCAGGAUUCUUUUAACUCGCGUUACAACUCACUUCGUAGAAAUGACUGCAAUAAGGAACAUUACCAAUUGACUGGUUCUGAAAGUACAUGCAAGCAUUUUGUCCUGAUUUAACUGUCAAAGAACAUCCGUGGACUUGGAGAUGCCAGCUGCCGUCAUGGAAAACUUUGACCGAGGAAGUCCUUUUUCUCAAAGUGAUUCUCAAAGCCCUCAAGAAUGGAACACAUCAGAUCGCAGAGAGAAAAACAGAGAUGCAGCUCGCAAGAGUCGCAAGAAACAGACCGAAAAAGCAGACUUGUUGCAUGAGGAGCUCCAGACUCUAGAGCAGGCUAAUGCUGCAUAUGUAAAAGAAAUUGCUGAUCUGAAGAAGCAGCUACAAAUCUACAAAACGGCUUUGGAACAGCAUGAACCUCACUGCACUAGACUGGGUUCAUUUGGACCACCAGCUAGUGUGUCAGGAGCUCCAUCAACAGCAACACCCUCUACCUCAGAUUACAUCUCGAGUCCAAACCUCUUGGCGGACAUUACAUUCUUACCAAACACUAAUUCAGUAUCACUAACGGAUCUCUUCGACUGGACUCCUUGGGACUCAAUGAAUGAUAAUGGCUUUCAGCUUUGAAGCGCUGUACAGUCAGGUACUGUACAUUUUAAGUUGGUGACUUACACACUACUACGGAGAGAUUUUAUUGGGCUUAAAAAUGGUGCUAAAACAUAAGCAAGAUGUGGAAAUGUUAUAUUUUAUAAUUUAUUCAAAUAUUAUUUACUGAUGCAAUAAUUAAUUUGCAUGUAGCUUUGUGUUUAAAAUGGGCAUUAUUUUAUAUAUGUAUAUAUUUCUACAAGACUACAGCCUUUUAUGGCUACGUGAUGCUUUAUUUUGUAAAGAGAAUUUCCUUUUUAUUUUUAUAAAUGAUAUUUUGUUGAUUUAUAAAUUGUUUAUAUUGAAAUAUAAAUCAAUCAUGUGACGCACAUUAAUAUCACUGUUUUUAUGAGUUGUAAGCUUUUGUUCAGGUCAGUGACUAAAAUAUCUUACUAACAUUUUUACUUUAUUCAGAAAGUAAAAGAAAUCUAAAAGUUUAUCUAUCUAUAAAUAUAUAUCAGUAUAUAAGUCAGAAUUAUU
Molecule: messenger RNA, 1298 nt
Organism: Danio aesculapii
Lineage: Eukaryota; Metazoa; Chordata; Actinopteri; Cypriniformes; Danionidae
Gene: batf2
Product: basic leucine zipper ATF-like transcription factor 2
Exons: 3
Coding region: 324-800 (158 amino acids)
Biological process (GO): regulation of transcription by RNA polymerase II
Cellular component (GO): nucleus
Molecular function (GO): RNA polymerase II cis-regulatory region sequence-specific DNA binding; DNA-binding transcription factor activity, RNA polymerase II-specific
Source: RefSeq, a predicted model, not a curated record